This is a messenger RNA of Etheostoma cragini (Arkansas darter), 917 nucleotides long. It is a transcript of the gene bcl2l16, whose product is annotated as BCL2 like 16. Gene Ontology annotation, cellular component: mitochondrial outer membrane. Gene Ontology annotation, biological process: regulation of apoptotic process; extrinsic apoptotic signaling pathway in absence of ligand; intrinsic apoptotic signaling pathway in response to DNA damage. Gene Ontology annotation, molecular function: protein heterodimerization activity; protein homodimerization activity. Bases 268 to 879 code for a protein of 203 amino acids. The transcript has 3 exons. Lineage: Eukaryota; Metazoa; Chordata; Actinopteri; Perciformes; Percidae. The record is from RefSeq and is a predicted model, not a curated record.
CUCUAUUUUUAGCUGGCGAGGGGACUGGGUGACCCAGUCUGACUGCAACACGUACAGACACACUUCACUGAGACCCCAACACUUGUUCACCUGCUGGCUGUUUGUUUUCAUGUAUGGUGUAUGGCAAAGAGGAGCAUCUCCACACCGCCAGAACAGAUUGAUGUGGCUAAGGGAAUGGCUUUGCUGCUUGGUGCUGGAGCUGUUACCUGUGUCCUACUCAUCGAACAUCCAUCUUGGUAACUAGUGAAGUGGCAAUUGGAGAAGACCAUGUGUCAGUCGGAGGUGCCAGGAGCUAGAGUGGGCCUGAACAGUCCUGACCCGCUGGUGAGAGAGGCUUUUCUGAUGGCCCAUGACUACAUAGACUAUGUAACCACAGGGGGGGCAGAUGGCACCAUGGGUCCAGCCCCCACAGCCUGCACCACGGCCCUGCGCUUUGCCGGUGACGAGCUCCUCAACCGCUUCCCCAUCUUCUUCCGCCGCUGGCCUCGGGUCUUCCAGGACGUGACGGCGAACACGGCCUGCCCCACGCUCAUGAGCAUCCUGGACGAGCACUUCUUUCCACACGUCCCUGGGGGGCGGCGCAGGGACCUGGCCUGGAGCGCCGUGCUAUCGGUGUAUGUGCUGGCUGGCCAGAUGGCUCUGCAUUGCCAAGAGAAGGGCAUGCUGGAGGCCCUGCCAAAGCUGAAGGAGUGUGUGGGGUCCUAUGUGGAGAGGGUCAUCUGCCCUGAGAUACGAGACAAAGGAGGAUGGAGUGGUUUUGUAUCACGCUUUGGAGAGAAGCAGGGCUUGGAGGGCCAGGUGAAGAAAGGGUGCUGUUGGACUCUGCUGGCAUUGGCCACAGGCAUCAUCACCUACUUCUUGUGGAAAAGAAUAGUUUAGCCAACACUGCCACCUAGUGACCACAACCAAACCUCUCC